Melospiza georgiana is the source of this 3273-nucleotide messenger RNA. It is a transcript of the gene PALS2, whose product is annotated as protein associated with LIN7 2, MAGUK p55 family member. The coding region runs from base 107 to 1729 and encodes 540 amino acids. Gene Ontology annotation, cellular component: cell-cell junction; plasma membrane. The transcript is spliced from 12 exons. The record is from RefSeq and is a predicted model, not a curated record. Gene Ontology annotation, molecular function: protein binding. Lineage: Eukaryota; Metazoa; Chordata; Aves; Passeriformes; Passerellidae.
GCUCGCGCCGUCCCUCCGGCAGCCCCGCGCUCGUCCAUGGGGCCGAGCGGCGCCCGCUGAGGGAGGAGGGGACGGGGAGCAGCGGGAGUCGGUGCCGGCCGCAGCCAUGCAGCAGGUCUUAGACAACCUUACUGAUCUGCCGACAUCGACAGGCGCUGAAGAAAUAGACCUGAUUUUUCUUAAAGGAAUUAUGGAAAACCCCAUCGUAAGAUCGCUUGCUAAGGCUCACGAGCGACUGGAAGAUUCUAAGCUUGAGGCUGUCAGUGACAACAACCUGGAGCUGGUGAAUGAAAUUCUUGAAGACAUCAGUCCCUUAGUAAAUAAGGAUGAAAAUGUUGCAGAAUUGGUUGGAAUACUCAAGGAGCCUCAUUUUCAGUCACUCUUGGAAGCACAUGAUAUUGUGGCUUCAAAAUGUUAUGAUUCCCCUCCUUCUAGCCCAGAAGUCAAUAAUUCUUCCGUGAACAACCAGGCUGUUCCAGUAGAUGCUAUUCGCAUCCUUGGAAUUCACAAAAGAGCAGGAGAGCCACUGGGAGUCACGUUCAGAGUGGAGAACAACGAUCUGGUGAUAGCCCGAAUUCUUCAUGGAGGAAUGAUAGAUCGGCAAGGUCUUCUGCAUGUGGGGGACAUUAUUAAAGAGGUGAAUGGCCACGAGGUUGGAAACAACCCAAAAGAAUUGCAAGAACUGCUGAAAAACAUCAGUGGAAGUGUCACUUUGAAAAUUCUCCCCAGCUACAGAGACAGUGUCAUUCCUCAACAGGUUUUUGUCAAGUGUCAUUUUGAUUAUAAUCCAUAUAAUGACAACCUCAUCCCAUGCAAAGAAGCAGGUUUGAAAUUUUCCAAAGGAGAAAUUCUUCAGAUUGUAAACCGGGAAGAUCCGAAUUGGUGGCAGGCUAGUCAUGUCAAAGAAGGAGGAAGUGCAGGUCUAAUUCCUAGCCAGUUCCUGGAAGAGAAGAGGAAGGCUUUUGUUAGGAGGGACUGGGACAACUCAGGGCCUUUCUGUGGAACAAUAAGCAGCAAAAAAAAGAAAAAGAUGAUGUAUCUCACUACAAGAAAUGCAGAAUUUGAUCGCCAUGAAAUCCAGAUAUAUGAGGAGGUAGCCAAAAUGCCUCCUUUUCAGAGGAAAACCCUGGUCUUGAUUGGGGCCCAAGGAGUGGGGCGAAGGAGUUUGAAGAACAGGUUUAUUGUGCUGAAUCCUACUAGAUUUGGAACUACAGUGCCAUUUACUUCACGGAAGCCAAGGGAUGAUGAAAAAGAUGGGCAAGCGUACAGAUUUGUGUCACGAGCUGAAAUGGAGAUGGAUAUUAAAGCUGGCAGAUACUUAGAGCAUGGAGAAUAUGAAGGAAAUCUUUAUGGCACCAAAAUUGAUUCCAUCCUUGAAGUUGUUCAGACAGGAAGGACCUGCAUCUUGGAUGUAAAUCCACAGGCUCUAAAAAUACUGAGGACUUCAGAAUUCAUGCCCUAUGUGGUGUUUAUUGCUGCUCCAGAGUUAGAGACUUUGCGAGCUAUGCACAAGGCUGUGGUAGAUGCUGGAAUUACAACCAAACUUCUCACUGACACUGAUCUGAAAAAAACAGUGGAUGAGAGCGCGCGGAUCCAGCGAGCGUACAACCACUACUUUGACCUGACCAUUGUAAAUGACAACCUGGACAAAGCCUUCGAGAAGCUGCAGACGGCCAUCGAGAGACUGAGGCUGGAGCCCCAGUGGGUCCCCAUCAGCUGGGUCUACUGAGUGCUCCAGAGGGAGCUGCAGUAACAAAUAAAGUCAGCAGCAGCAAACGUGACGUGUAGAUACUGAUGAUAACCUACAGCACCUGUGCAUUUUUACUCUGUGUAUAUUCAAAAGUACACUGUUCUGAAUUUUUAUAAAAAUGUUGAAGAGAAAGUGUACUUAAAUAUGUAAUUUAUUUUAAUUUUUCUAACUUUUUACAGAUAACCUUUCUAUUCAUAUCACAUGAAGGAAAUGCGUUUAAGCAUUUUUCUAUGUUUUGAUUUAGUAUCUUUGCCUUUUUCAUCUAAGAAACUUUCAUUCACUUCAACACUUACAUCUUGGUCUUACAUUUUCACUGUGAUUAAAAAAGGAUACUUGAAACAAUUUUUGUAAAAUUUGUUAAUGUCAGUGUUUAACUGAUCAAAAGUCUAUAGCUCUUAUUAGGAAAAAACACUAAUUUCUUUGAGGUUUUUUUCUUCUUCAAAAAAUAAUAAUUUCAUGGGAGCAGAAUUUUAAAUAUUCAAAGCAGUAACAAAAACACAGGUCCAUUGCUCCAGCUGCUUUCAGCUUAAUGUUGGUGCAUUCCUGAUGUUUCAAAAGUUCUUGAUAUCUCUUGAUUUAGAUAACUUUUGUGUAGAUUCCCUUCUAUCUGUCUCCUAAAAUAACAUAGAGCAAUACCUUGCAAGCUGCUUAUUAUGCUUUCUUGGGAGCCAACCUGUUAGCCCAUUACAGUUGAAGUACUGACAUUAGAAAGUCAUAGGCAAGGUAAUUCAGUGCAAUUUGAAUAAUGGUGAAGUAGCUUGAGAGAGAACCUGAUAAUGUGGAGCCUUGUAGGUGACACUUAAUGUUUAGGACUAUUUAUUCACACUUGUGAAAACACAUUGCUUAAAAAAAAGAAAAAAAAAAGACAUUUUCUUUUCUUAGGACAUUGUUCUGUAUUUGUGUAGUGAUCUGUGGCUUCAUUUCCUGUGAUGUCUAGCUGGGUUCUAAAUUAUCUUUUAAAUAUUUGUGUGUGAUCAACUGCUGUAUUUUGAGUGUUGUGUAAUGGCAUUUCUGUGCUUUUUCUUACAUUGUUUUUAAUUGCAUUUUUCAUUAGAUAGCUUGUGAAUUGGAAGCUUACUGCUAAAAAGCAAUGUUGUUUAUAGGUUUUUUCGUUUACAGUGUAUUUCCUUUUCAGUGACAAUUCUCCCCUCAGUACACUCAUUGAUAUAAUUCAUAUUAGUUUAGGUUCAGGUUCAUUGAUCAAAACUUAAGCUGAUGUAAAUUAAUGGGAACAGAAGGAGAAUACAGCCUGUUGCUCAGAUGAGCUCUUUUUGUGACCAUGUUUUAUAUGACAUUGUCAGCUGUUGUAUAUAGUCACAUUCACCAUCACCUACUGGCUUAGGUGUCUAAACUGAAGUCAUCUGUUAAAUUCCUCUUCCAUCUUGUGACAGGCACCUGGCUCUGGAUUCCUUUUCAACACCAAAGUGUGACCCAGAAUGCUAUCAAAAGGCAUCUUCCUCAGAGCUGUUUCUGGAGGAAGACAGGCUUAGGCACUGUAAAACAGCAUUGCUUCCUGUGGCUCU